AUCCUAUAUGCAAGAAAUUGCAAUGUACACUUGAGCCCUAAAUUUCUGCUUUACUUAUACCCUUGCAACCUAUUCCUGGCUAUAAUCGCUCCUUUUUGCUCAUCCCUUUUCGCCGAGUUUUCAAAAAACAGCGCACAUGCCUACGAAAUGCUAGCCACCUACUUUUCCAGUCAUAAAAAGCUCAUCAUGUGAGCUAAUGAAGCACUUGGAAAAGGUGAUUAACUACUUAAGUAUAUAGCAACUAACUACGGUUGUGGAGGAUGCUUCAGAGGCCUCAAUCUGUGGGUGGCUCCUUGCUCCAUGAUAACUUCUCACUGUGCUAUAAAAUAGCUUGCAGUUCAGGUCCUCUACAUGAGCCCUCAUGGGUAGGAACACUUGAAGAAAUGCUUCAGAUGAGACAGAUGGAGAGAUUGCCUGCACUGCACCUGGCAGUGGUGACCCUGCUCGGCUUCUGCUGCCUCAUCCAUGCUUCAAGGGCUGCAACUUCAUUCCCAACUGCGGCCCUGAGGGCGCAGCUGCAGGAGACCGAGGCAAUCCUGGCUUCCAGUGGAGCAGAUGAUCAGGCCGUCGUAGCGGGAGAUGUCGACCGUGGUGCUGUCAGCAGAAGGAUGGAGAUGGAGAUGGAGCUGGAGGACUACCCGGGCUCCGGCCCCAACGACCACCACUCGCCGUGGUGGCGGCAGGAGAGGAGGAAUUGAGAACAUGGAGCAAAGUUGCAUGUGUGUUCGUAGCGUUGCACAGUUCUGUAUGUUUCUCAAACUAAUAUAUCUCUAGUCCUGCUAUAACAUACACGAUCGACGCUUGUUACCUUGCAAGGGCAUUAAGAUCAUCAUAUGUACUAUAAGCACUAGCGCCGAAAAGCGCGGCCCGGCGCUCGUAAAAGUGCCCGUCGUCAAAUUAGCCGUUGCUCA
Hordeum vulgare subsp. vulgare (domesticated barley) is the source of this 911-nucleotide messenger RNA. RefSeq lists its product as uncharacterized. NCBI's taxonomy places the organism in Eukaryota, Viridiplantae, Streptophyta, Magnoliopsida, Poales, Poaceae. Bases 261 to 698 code for a protein of 145 amino acids. The transcript has 3 exons. The record is from RefSeq and is a predicted model, not a curated record.